GCCUUUGUUGCAGUUACCUUCUGACAUAUAACUUAACCAUUUAAACACAGCUACACGCGCAGCACGUUCCUUGCGCUAACAUAACAUACUACCUCUGCGCUGACGGCUCAAAAACUACAAGCAGGUAGCAUUUCCCUUAUGCUUCUGUUGGCAAGAUUAGGAGCUGAUUGUUAAAUAUAAAGCGGACUUCCAUCCGUCCGAGAAAAGCUCCCUGUGAUCGGUCGCGAAGCGUCAGGACAGUGUCGACCAAGCAUGGCAUCUGUCUACGAGAGAAUAACUUCAGCCUUGUCGGCCCUCGGUAAAAGGCGUGAAAGGGAUAGCAGUGCACAUGACAACAACGAGGCCACUGGUAGCCAUGGCGCUAAGCGCUUCCGCCCCUGGGAGCAGUCCGACCUCCAUCGACGCCUUGAAACCUACAAGCCGCUGACAUGGUUUGCAAAGCCGGAGUCUGUGGGGGCGGUGCCGUGCGCGCUACGUGGUUGGAAGAACGAUGGCUGCGAUUCCCUUUGCUGCGAAUAUUGUGACGCCAAGCUUAUCUACCCCUCUCAAGUUCCUUAUGACCAACGCCAAGCUGCAGCAGACCUCUUCUCUCCCGGCCUCAUCUCCAAGCACUCGGCCAACUGCCCCUGGCGCAAGACGCAGUGCGAGCCCUCGCUGCUGGCCUACGUGCCCUCCUCCAACAACGAUGAGCUCUGCCAGCUCUAUCAGUCGCUGCAAAACAAGCUCCUAAAGGUGGACGUCUUGCCUGAUCUGGACAUGAUUGCCAUCCAGACCAUUCGCGAUGCAGCUGCGCCGUACGGCCCGUACGACGAGCUCGUACUGGGCCUCAACGGCACUGGUGCCAUUGUCGUACCUGGUACGACACCUGUACGACACAAGCCCCCUGUCGUACAGAUCACAGACAUGGAUGAGGACAAGGAAGGCGCUGGGCCGUCCUCAUCAGCAGCCGCCGCGUCUGCGGCGACAGAAGGGACAGCGGCGGCGGGUGUUGCUGACCCGGCGGCGGCGUCAACGACCAUUGUCGUACAGCCGUCCAAGUUGACUCCACAGCAAAAGGCCCGGCUGCUUGCCUUGCUGGGCUGGGACUUGGAGGUGCUACAGCCGGAGUCUGCUAGCGGCUCGGCUGCAGCGCCGUACACCCAGUCUGCUGGCUACAGCCUCGCUCACCUAGGCGUCAAACCGAAGAAGCCCUCCAGCGGUUCCUCCCCUGUUGCUGCUGGUGCUGGUGCUGGCGCUGCUUCAACUGCCAACGGUAGUGGCAGUGGCAGCUGCACUCGCUACCCCAUGUCCUCCGUCGUACUCAAAUGCCAGCACUGCAACGGCCGUAUGGGGCUUUGGAACUUCGCCGGCGUGCGGCCUGUGCCAUCGGGCCGUCUCACGCCCGCCGGUGCCGCGCCGUUGCUCUCCCCGAAGGCAGCUCCAGCCGCUACUGCCGCCAUCACUCCCAACUUCGCCUCCGCCGCCGCUGCGACGGCGGCGGACCCGCUCAGCGUCACUAUCGCCGGCGGGCAGUACGGCCUGCACGGCAUCGGUACGGCAAGGCCGUUUGGCAGCGCGGCGGCGUCGGCGCCUUUCCGCUUCGGCGCCGCCAGCACACCGCAGCCGGUGUUUGGCGUGGCGGCCAUGGAUGCGGAGGCAGCUCAGCGGGGGCAGGCGGGCAGCUUUGGAGGCUCCGAAACCGCUACUGGCGCUGCUGCUGUAGCACCAGCGGCGACCCCGCCGCCACCGCAGGGCUGGAGCUUUGGUUUCGGAACCGGCGCCGCUGCUGCCACGACGGCCACGACGCCUGUGCCUGCGUCACGACGACCCCAGGAGGCCAAACCCACGCCCCCAGCAUCCGCCGCCGCUGCUGCUACGCCUACUGCCACCACCACCACCACGGCUGGCACUCCGCUGUCCCGGCUGUUUGGCAGCUUCGUGGGCCACAAGCGCAAGGCCUCGGUGCAAGCCGUACCGGACGCUCCUUCCGCCAUGGACGUCGACUCCACCUCCACCACAUCCCAGCAGCCCCAGCCGCAGCCAGGCCAUGAGGCUGCCGCCGCUGCUGCUGCUGCCCCCG
Molecule: messenger RNA, 2059 nt
Organism: Astrephomene gubernaculifera
Lineage: Eukaryota; Viridiplantae; Chlorophyta; Chlorophyceae; Chlamydomonadales; Astrephomenaceae
Source: the annotation of a GenBank genome assembly